Aaosphaeria arxii CBS 175.79 is the source of this 1617-nucleotide messenger RNA. RefSeq lists its product as uncharacterized. The record is from RefSeq and is a predicted model, not a curated record. Gene Ontology annotation, cellular component: SCF ubiquitin ligase complex. The coding region runs from base 1 to 1617 and encodes 538 amino acids. Gene Ontology annotation, molecular function: protein binding. The transcript is spliced from 3 exons. Gene Ontology annotation, biological process: SCF-dependent proteasomal ubiquitin-dependent protein catabolic process. Lineage: Eukaryota; Fungi; Ascomycota; Dothideomycetes; Pleosporales.
AUGGAACCCGACAACAACAAUAACAACAUCCCAAACACCGAGGCAGAGCUCGAAUCCUUCCGCCAGAAAUGGCGAGAAGAAGUCUCUGCAAAGUCAAAGGAUAAAUCCGCGGCUGGGCCGUCGGCUGCGACGACAUCGAAGCAUAGUCACGCAUCGUCCAGCAAGACCCAUGCUCACAAGGGCCAUAGCCAUAGCCAUAGCCAUACACAUGAACAUUCACAUGCACGCCAUCGCAGCAUUGAAGAGAUAGAUGAAGUCGAACCGCAUGUCUACCCAGACCUUGGAGAUAAGCAGCACGGAAGGAGGCUGGAUGAAACCAGCGCCCCUUCUGCCUCUUCAUCAAGCAAAGAGCCGCGAUCCGCUUUAGAGCAUUACGAAAAGGCCGUAGAGAAAGAGAGUCAAGGAAGUUUGGGAGAUAGUUUAAAUCUGUACCGGAAAGCUUUCAAGCUUGAUUCCAACGUCCAUCAAACAUAUAAAAACAAGCAUUUUCCUCCAUCUUUCUUCCAACAGGCUUCCAAGCCGAAACCACAGGACCCAAACCCUUCCAACGCGCCUGUAACAGUCCCCAAUACCGCCCAUCACUCCCUACAAGGCACCUCGUCGACCCUCCAAAACCUCCUGGAAGAGUUCUCCUCCCUCUCGAUCCAGGGCGAACCCCCGCCAACAGAUCUCUCUCCACCACCGCCAUGCCCUAUCGCCUCUAUCCCAGAUGAGAUCCUCACCGAGGUGCUCCUCCACCUCGCCAUCGACGACGUAGCAUCCUUUGUCCGCCUCGCCCAGGUCUGCAAACGGCUCGCCUACCUCGUCCACACCGAGGAGCAAAUCUGGAAACGCAUCGCCCUGGGCCCAGAGUUCGGCUUCGCCGCCAUGCACUACGACUUCGCCUGCCAGCUCGACGGCAAACCUCUCGGCCACGACGGCGCAGGCGGCUACGAACUAGGCACCUCCUCAUCCUCCUCCGACACGGAAGACGACGACGAAACAUAUAGGACCACCACCUCCUCCAACCCAACAGCCCACCUCGUCCCUACCAUCUACCCAACCUACCGCGCCCUCUUCCGCCAACGCCCCCGCAUCCGCUUCAACGGCUGCUACAUCUCCACGGUCAACUACACGCGGCCCGGUGCGCCCUCCCCAACAACCAUAACCUGGAACUCCCCAAUCCACAUCGUAACCUACUACCGGUACCUCCGCUUCUUCCGCGACGGCACCUGCAUCAGCCUCCUCACGACGUCAGAGCCCGCGGACGUGGUCCCCUACCUGCACAUGGAGCACGUGCACCGCAACCACGGGAACCUGCCCUCCGCGCCCAUGAAGGACUCCCUGCUCGGCCGGUGGCGUCUCUCCGGCCCAUCUGGCGGAGAGAAAGAAGGCACGCUGUUCGUCGAGACGCAGGGAUCGACUCCGAAGUACUGGAACCGCAUGAUUCUGUCCCUGGCGACGGCGGGGAAAGGAGCGAGGAAUAAUAAGCUGAAUUGGCAGGGGUACUAUGAUUUCAAUCGUCUCACGGACGACUGGGGGGUUUUUAAUCUUAAGAAUGAUAGGCCGUUUUAUUGGAGUAGGGUGAGGAGCUUUGGCAUGGGGUGGGAGGAGGGGGGUACGACGUUCAAGGGCUAG